Pseudomassariella vexata is the source of this 2816-nucleotide messenger RNA. RefSeq lists its product as uncharacterized. Gene Ontology annotation, cellular component: nucleus. The record is from RefSeq and is a predicted model, not a curated record. Lineage: Eukaryota; Fungi; Ascomycota; Sordariomycetes; Amphisphaeriales; Pseudomassariaceae. Bases 325 to 2703 code for a protein of 792 amino acids. Gene Ontology annotation, molecular function: zinc ion binding; DNA-binding transcription factor activity, RNA polymerase II-specific; transcription cis-regulatory region binding. The transcript has 7 exons. Gene Ontology annotation, biological process: regulation of DNA-templated transcription.
GGGCGCCUGGUCGCGACGUUCUGUCACAAGAUCACGUGACAAUAUCGUGACACUCAGUCUCGGAGGCAGGUGGGCCGGAAGUAGCCGGGGCAUAUUUGAGCCUGUAGUUUCAGAAACUUUGCGAGCGGGGAAGAGCCAGAGGCCUUACGUAGAUGCUAGAUGACGGACGCGUGUAAUGUGUCGGUGAAGAAGCAAUCUGGGUUGGAAUCGCCUCACCAUGUCCUGCGUCUAAUGAACCAAUUGUCCGCAUCCAUGUGACGCAAAUUUGAUGGUCAUUUGAUUGCCCCAUGGCCAAGGACUCGCGCGGCUGCAAGUGCUCCAUCUAUGGCAGAACUUGUGACAAACCCCGGUUCCGGCUCCGGCUCCGACAUCAAGCGGGAUAGGGACCGAGAAAGGGAACGCGACGAUGAACGUUUAGCCGCUUGCUUUUCGUGCAAAAGGUCGAAGUUGAAGUGCGUGAGGACGAAUGGGUCGGCCACUUGCAAUCGUUGUCGGCAGAGGCGGAUCGACUGUGCUGCUCCUGCAUAUCACGUGGGGCGGCACAAAGGGGUGAAAAAUAAACACUCUGGACUCGAAAAGGCUGUGUACCAGAUCGAACAGGCGCUGAAGCGGGGGCCGGGUCCCGAUCAGGUCCAGAAUCUGGAGCAAGCCUCGGAGCUGCGGUUUUUACUGGAAAGGAGUCGAGAGCUGCUAGGAAGCUCUUCUGGUGCGAACCAGGGCAUUUCGGGCGAGUACUCGGCGUCGAGCAAUGGCGAAAAGGACCAGAGGUCCUCACCACAUCGGACCGAGACGUCGCUGCACACUCCUCGAUCACAGUCUGGCGGCCCCCAUAUUGAGGACUCCCCGGCGCACAAGAUCGAAAGCGACCAGCUGAAUCUAGAUGAUGCGGAGAAUCCACUACAGUUACUGGCGCGCACGUCUGAGCUGCUGUCGUCAAUAUCACGGCAAGCCUCUGGACCUGGGGCUAGCAGGUUUGCCUCGAAGCCCACCGCGGCUGUCAGGGGCUUUGGUCUUUCGGGUGAGCAUGAUCACGACAUCCAGAGCUUCUUUGGCCGAUUCCAACCACGAUUGGAUAUUGGAGCGGAGUUGGAUCCCAUUGAACUUGGUCUUAUGUCUCUUGCCGAGGCCGAGUCGUUGUUCUCAUAUUUUUACGAUAAACUUGCGCACACGCGCUGGGGGAUAGACCCCGUGAUACACACCGUUGGAUUCGUACGGGGUCGGUCCGCGUUCCUGCUUACAUCCAUAGCAGCCGCGUCGGCAUUAUUCUCGCCCUCUAUGGAGUCUCUUCACAAGCGGCUCUCCAUUCAUCGGCAGAAACUGGCCAGCCUGGUCAUGGCGAACCGGUAUAAGUCGGUUGAGAUUAUCCUCGCUUUCAUGGUAAAUAUCCCUUGGAUCUCAGCGGGAGAGCAUUGGGCCGACGAUGAGACGUCGACAUACAUCUCCAUGGCUUUGACCAUCGCAUUGGACCUAUCCCUAAACAAGAUCAUUCUGCCGUUAUAUCCAGAUGCCCGGACACCGAGGGAUAGCGUGGCGAGUUCCGACUGCAUAUCCGCUACCAAGGCCCUCGGCAUUGAUGGUUUGGGGCAUGUUGAUCCCAACUCCUUGGCGGGCAAAAGGUUUGUGAGGAGGAGGGAACGGACAUGGUUGUCACUAUUUGUUCUCGAAAGGGGCAUCUGCUUAGCGCGUGGAAGAGACAAUGUUCUCCCAAUGUCGCCACUUAUUACGACCUGUGAUCAGUGGCACUUGUCGGAUUUAGCAGACCGGUGGGAUGGAUCCAUUGUGUCGGUCGUUGUUUUACGGAGAGAUCUGGCCAACCUCAUUGCCAGAGUACGAGCAAUAUGUGACGCAUACGUAGACACCAAGGACGGCGACUCGAUUAUCGUGGACAGGUUAAAGGGGGAGAUCACACAUUUCUUUGACAGAUGGUACCAGACCUGGCCACUCCAAAUAGGAGAUCGAGAGCAACUCUCCUUACCUCCUUACGUCGAGAUCCUCGCCUCCCAUACCCGCCUGUCCAUGUACAGUAGCGUCGUAAACCACACCACGGCGCCCAUGUCAGCGCGUCACUUCUUCCGCGCAGCAGGCCUCUCUUCAGCCCUCAACGUGCUCCGCGUCGCCGUUCAAGGCGAGGGCCAGCUGAAGACCAUGCCCAACAAUACGGCCAUCAUGAUCUCAUUCGCAGCCUGCUUCGCGCUGAGGGUCAGCACUGUCGCUGAUGGCCGGGGAUCCAGUCUUGCCCCGAGUAUCCGCACCCUCAUUCUCGAGACGACUGACGUGCUCGACCGUAUUGGCGAGACCCCGGUCCAGAGGAAAGGCUUAUCGUGCUUGUUCGCCCGGCAGCUGAGGGAGAUACUCAAGCUCGCUACUCGUGGACAAAUGGAGCAGCCGGCAAGUAGGGACCCGCAUGCUUAUCCUCAUCCGCAUGUUCAUGACCAUAAUCAGGCCCAGGGGCAGGUUCAUGGGAGAGUGGCGGGAUACCCGGCGCACAUGCAUGCGCAUAGUCAUGUUGCACAGAACCCGGUGGCGGUAGAUAUGCCACAAUCAAGCGUGCCGCCAGAUUACCUGCUGUUCUCGACCAUGUCGAACGACCAGCUCGAUGAGGCCAUCAAUAACACAGACGUGGGUCUCGAGGCCCUAUGGGAGGAUUUUCAAUUCCAGAAUGGAACGGAUUUGGAUUGGAUGGACUGGUCCACAUUUGCAUAGAGUAUAUCGGCGUUCUGGGUGGGAAAGAACGCAUCGUCACCCUUAUCUAGGUAUGCUUUUUUUGUUGGAGUAACCUUGUUCUGCAUUGUGAUACAAUUAUGAUCUGAGAAUCU